AUGGCUUCUAACCAAGAGGACAAAUUAUCUCCCCCUCCUGUAAAUGAUAUGGAGAGAAAAAUGAGCCUAGAGCCAGAAGAAAAGGGAUUCGACUACUCAAAACGAUCUCAAUGGCUCCGGGCUGCGGUUUUGGGGGCCAACGAUGGGCUAGUUUCGACAGCAUCAUUGAUGAUGGGCGUCGGAUCUGUAAAACAAGACAUCAAGGCCAUGAUCCUAACAGGGUUUGCUGGAUUAGUGGCCGGAGCAUGUUCCAUGUCCAUAGGCGAAUACGUGUCGGUAUACUCACAACUCGACAUAGAAAAGGCUCAAAUGAAGAGAGAAAAAGAAAGGGCAGUUGGUAUAGAAAGUUUAAAAGAUGAUGGAGAGAGAGGGGGUUUGCCUAAUCCAAUACAAGCAGCAGCUGCAUCAGCCCUAGCAUUUUCGGUGGGUGCAAUGGUGCCACUGUUGGCUGCCUACUUCAUAAGAGAGUACAAGGUAAGGAUGGGGGUGGUGGCCGCCGCUGUCAGCCUUGCUUUGGUGGUGUUUGGGUGGAUAGGGUCGGCGUUAGGGAGAGCACCGCCGGCCAGGUCCUCAAUAAGGGUUUUGAUUGGUGGUUGGUUGGCCAUGGCCAUAACAUUUGGUUUAACAAAGUUGAUUGGUUCUAGAGGGCUGUAUGCACGUCCCCAUGCCAUUUUGCGGUUGGACCUUGCUGGUCGUGAUCUCACUGAUUAUCCCAUGAAGAUUCUAACGGAGAGAGGUUACAUGUUCACUACAAGUGCUGAGAGGGAAACUGUUCGUGACGUGAAGGAGAAGCUUGCAUAUGUUGCACUUGAUUUUGCCUAA
Molecule: messenger RNA, 822 nt
Organism: Fraxinus pennsylvanica
Lineage: Eukaryota; Viridiplantae; Streptophyta; Magnoliopsida; Lamiales; Oleaceae
Source: the annotation of a GenBank genome assembly